CCCAAUACAUACGUAUUUGUGUUUCGACUAUAUUCGCUUCUUUCCGUGAAUAUUAAAUUUGUUCUCCCCAGUUUAAGUAAUAGAAUGGCAAAUGAAAUAUAAAACGUGUAUGUAAUAGACAUCUAAAUUCCAUUUUCAGAUUCGUAUUCAAGAGCUUUAAUUGAACCUAAGGCCCUAUAAUGUCGCUUUAUCGAUUAUCGGGGAAGGCUGCUAUUGUGACUGGAGGAGGAAGUGGAAUAGGACGCUCAGUUUGCAAAGUAUUUGCCCGAGAAGGUUGCAGCGUUGCGGUUUUGGAUUCAAAUCAAGACGGAAUCGCGGAGACUAUAAAACUUAUGGACAGUAAACAAGACUGCAUACACUGUUCCAUUAAAGCUGAUGUAACCUCAUCUGAUCAAGUUCAAAAAGCCUUCAAGACCGCUGAGGAAGAACUUGGAAAGAAAGUGACUGUGCUUAUUAACUGUGCAGGCAUCGCACAAACCCAACGUUUUCUCAGCGAAACGGAAGAGCAAGUUUUUGAUGAUACCAUUCGAGUUAAUUUGAAAGGUACCUUUAUAAUGUGCAAGCAAUUUAUGAUGUCGUUAGGAAUAUCCAGAGACGACGAGGACACCAGAGGAAUCAUAGUCAAUGUAUCGAGCCGGUAUGGAAUACAAGGAUUCCCAGGAGUGUCGAGUUAUUGUUCUUCUAAAUUUGGGGUAAUUGGAUUAACUAAAACUGCUGCGUUGGAAUAUGCUCAGCAUAAAGUUCGUUGCAAUGCAGUGUUACCUGGUCCUACUAAAACACCGUUACUCGAAACUUUUCCGGAAGACCAUAUUGCUUCUCUUGAAAAAGAUAUUCCCAUGAAAAGAAUAGCAAAGCCCGAAGAAGUAGCAAGCUGUAUUUUAUUUCUGGCAUGUGAAGAAAGUUCGUUCGUAAAUGGGGCAUGCUUGGAAGUCACUGGAGGAUAUGGCCUAUAAGUUAUGGAAAGACGACUAAUACUUCUGUCUACUAAAUUUCACGACUGGAAUCUAAUCAAAUUCAAAAUCAUUGGUAUAUGAAUACUAAAAGUCGCUCGUCAAUUCCACAGCCAUUGAUCAUAUCAUGAUUUCACCUGACCUGGAACAGUACUUCAAUCGCCAACAAAUAUCUUCGAUUUUCAAACCAUCCCAUGUAAUUAAGUGUUUACGUGAUUCUUUUAUCCAUAAAAUAAGAAUUGAAUAAACACUAAAUAAAGUUAAAAUUUGAUCGUUUGCUUAAGGUUUAGAACACCGUUCAUUACACAUUUCGCAAUGGAUAUAUAAAAUAGGCGGAACGGCUGAUGCAGAGAGUCUUGCGGUUGGAGUAGGAUUUUCAUAUUUAUUCAUGGGGAGAGGAAAGCCAAUAAUACUGCUUAAUCAUAUGGUGUACCACAGCCUCUCGUCGAGUUACCGAGUAUGGGAUUAGUUA
Molecule: messenger RNA, 1422 nt
Organism: Styela clava
Lineage: Eukaryota; Metazoa; Chordata; Ascidiacea; Stolidobranchia; Styelidae
Source: RefSeq, a predicted model, not a curated record